Messenger RNA from Lottia gigantea (owl limpet), 483 nucleotides. RefSeq lists its product as hypothetical. The record is from RefSeq and is a predicted model, not a curated record. Lineage: Eukaryota; Metazoa; Mollusca; Gastropoda; Lottiidae. The transcript has 3 exons. Gene Ontology annotation, molecular function: chitin binding. Gene Ontology annotation, cellular component: extracellular region. The coding region runs from base 1 to 483 and encodes 160 amino acids.
AUGACAGUCCUGUAUGGUUUAUAUUUGAUUUUGACAUGUGUGAGUGCGUCUUCGCUGUACAAAAGGGUCGAUAUCGACAGUUAUAGAACGCCGACUAAAUGGGGUACUGGACCAGCUUGUGUAAUCAACUGUUGGGGUAAAGAGAAUGGUGUAUAUCAAUCAUGUGAUUCGUGUAAAACAUAUAUAACAUGUGAUAGAGGUAGACUCUAUGAUAAUGGUACCUGCUAUGAAGAUCUAGUAUGGGAUAAUAAUAGAAAGAAAUGUACCUUUCCUCCUUCCUCAACAUGUUGGAUGAAUGGGCCAUGUACAUACGACUGUCGGGAUAAAAGGGAUGGUAACUACCAAUCAUGUCGUGCUUGUGACGUUUAUGUCACUUGUGUGAGUGGUAAACUGUAUCCAGAUCAACCGUGUCCACAGGGGAAAGUUUGGGACCAGUCAAUCCGAGAAUGUGAUUUAGCUUCUUCAACGUGUAUUCAAAAUUAA